Messenger RNA from Acanthisitta chloris (rifleman), 2560 nucleotides. RefSeq names its product calpain-1 catalytic subunit-like. Gene Ontology annotation, cellular component: cytoplasm. Gene Ontology annotation, molecular function: calcium ion binding; calcium-dependent cysteine-type endopeptidase activity. Gene Ontology annotation, biological process: proteolysis. NCBI's taxonomy places the organism in Eukaryota, Metazoa, Chordata, Aves, Passeriformes, Acanthisittidae. The record is from RefSeq and is a predicted model, not a curated record.
CGGAGCUGAAGGUAAGGUGGCCAGUGCCUGGCUAUGAUGCCAUUUGGAGGGAUGGCUGCCCGUCUGCAGAGAGACCGCCUGAGAGCCGAGGGGGUCGGCCAGCACAACAACGCCAUCAAGUACCUCAACCAGGACUACGAGGCCCUCAAGCAGGAGUGCAUUGAGAGUGGCAGGCUCCUCAAAAAACAGUUCCCGGCUGGUCCCUCCGCCCUCGGAUUCAAGGAGCUGGGGCCGCACUCCAGCAAGACACGUGGGGUGGUGUGGAAGCGUCCGUCGGAAUUAGUGGAUGACCCUCAGUUCAUCGUUGGCGGUGCAACCCGGACGGACAUCUGCCAAGGGGCUCUGGGUGACUGCUGGCUGCUGGCUGCCAUUGGCUCCCUCACACUCAACGAGGAGCUCCUGCACCGCGUGGUGCCCCACGGACAGAGCUUCCAGGAGGACUAUGCAGGCAUCUUCCACUUCCAGAUCUGGCAGUUUGGUGAGUGGGUGGACGUUGUGGUGGACGACCUGCUGCCCACCAAGGAUGGGGAGCUCCUGUUUGUCCACUCAGCAGAGUGCACCGAGUUCUGGAGUGCUCUGCUGGAGAAGGCCUAUGCCAAGCUGAAUGGCUGCUAUGAGUCGCUCUCGGGGGGCAGCACCACCGAGGGAUUUGAGGACUUCACCGGUGGUGUGGCAGAAAUGUACGACCUGAAGCGACCACCGCGCAACAUGGCCCAUAUCAUCCGCAAGGCGCUGGAGAGGGGUUCCCUGCUGGGUUGCUCCAUCGACAUCACAAGCGCCUUUGAUAUGGAAGCAGUGACCUUCAAGAAGCUGGUGAAAGGCCAUGCCUACUCUGUCACAGCCUUUAGAAACGUGAACUACCGGGGGCAGCAGGAACAAAUCAUCCGCAUCAGGAACCCCUGGGGUCAGGUGGAGUGGACUGGAGCCUGGAGUGAUGGCUCCUCUGAGUGGGACAACAUUGACCCUGGUGACAGGGAAGAGCUGCAGCUGAAGAUGGAGGACGGAGAGUUCUGGAUGUCUUUUCGAGACUUCAUGAGGGAGUUCUCCAGGCUGGAGAUCUGCAACCUGACCCCCGAUGCCCUCACCAAGGAUGAGCUCAGCAGAUGGCAUACACAGGUGUUUGAGGGCACAUGGCGCCGGGGCAGCACUGCUGGGGGCUGCAGGAAUCACCCAGCCACAUUCUGGAUCAAUCCCCAGUUUAAGAUCAAGUUGCUAGAAGAAGAUGAUGACCCUGGGGACGAUGAGGUGGCCUGCAGCUUCCUGGUGGCUCUGAUGCAGAAGCACCGGCGUCGGGAGCGGCGGGUGGGAGGUGACAUGCAUACCAUCGGCUUUGCUGUCUACGAGGUUCCUGAGGAGGCCCAGGGCACCCAGAACGUGCACUUGAAGAAGGACUUCUUCCUGCGAAACCAGUCAAUGGCACGAUCUGAGACCUUCAUCAACCUGCGGGAGGUGAGCAACCAGAUCCGGCUGCCCCCUGGAGAGUACAUCGUUGUGCCUUCCACCUUCGAGCCGCACAAGGAGGCUGACUUCGUCCUGCGCGUCUUCACCGAGAAGCAGUCGGACACAGAGGAGCUGGAUGAAGAGAUCUCAGCAGAUCUGGCAGAUGAGGAGGAAAUAACUGAAGAUGACAUAGAGGAUGGCUUCAAGAACAUGUUCCAGCAGCUGGCAGGGGAGGACAUGGAAAUCAGUGUCUUUGAGCUUCGGACUAUUCUGAACAGAGUCAUCGCUAGACACAAAGAUCUGAAGACAGACGGGUUCAGCCUGGACUCCUGCCGCAACAUGGUCAACCUGAUGGAUAAAGAUGGCAGUGCCCGCCUUGGUCUGGUGGAGUUCCAGAUCCUGUGGAACAAGAUCCGGAGCUGGCUGACGAUCUUCCGCCAGCAUGACCUGGAUAAGUCAGGCACCAUGAGCUCCUACGAGAUGCGCAUGGCUCUAGAGUCAGCCGGUUUCAAGCUGAACAACAAGCUGCAUCAAGUGGUGGUGGCCCGCUAUGCAGAUGAUGACAUGGGUGUGGACUUUGACAACUUUGUCUGCUGCCUCGUGAAGCUGGAGGCCAUGUUCAGGUUCUUCCGCAGCAUGGACCCUGAAGGCACUGGGACCGCUGUCAUGAACCUUGCCGAGUGGCUGCUGCUGACGAUGUGCGGCUAGGAGCCAUGACAGAUCCACUGCAGCUGGGACACCCCAAUGGGCCAGGCCCCCUCCAAGUGCCUCCCCUUGGAUCCAUGGACACGGGAUACUCUUCCAUGGACACAUGGAUACUCUUCACCCUUGCUCCAUCCCACGCUGAGCCACCAGCCCUGCCUCCCAGCAAGCCUUACACCACCUUCUCCAGUGGACCAGGGGUCAAGGCAGGCAAGGGAUUCCCUUCUUCUCAGCUGGGCUGGGCUUCUUUCCACUCCCCGCUCCUCUCUCCCACCCCAGAAGAGGAGGAGGGCAAGCAGCAUGGAGUACCUGUGAAUUCCUGCACAAUGGUAGGCUGGGGGCAAGCUGUGGAGCAGGAAGAGGCAGGAACUGCAGGGGGAUGAGGGGGAGGACACUCAUAUCGCUUGCUCUAGUGAUG